Procambarus clarkii (red swamp crayfish) is the source of this 730-nucleotide messenger RNA. The record is from RefSeq and is a predicted model, not a curated record. Lineage: Eukaryota; Metazoa; Arthropoda; Malacostraca; Decapoda; Cambaridae.
GCACUCAGGUGUGCUAACGACGAUGGUGGUGACGCUGGACGAGGCCGGGGACGUGCUACUAUGUGGAGGCGUGAGCGCUGCUCUCUGCUCCCUCCUGCACCUGCUGGGACUAUCCUGUUCCACCUGCUGGCUCCUCUUUACUACCGUCUGGCUCUUGACUGGCGUCACCUGCUUCCUGCUCUCUACUCUCAAGGUGUGUUGCGAGGGGAAGGUGGUGCUCGUCACCGGCUGCGACUCUGGCUUCGGCAACACCCUGGCGCUACACUUGGACAAGCUGGGGUUCCGGGUGAUUGCGUGUUGCCUGGGUAAGGAAGGGGAAGGUGUGCAGCGCCUGCGAGACGAAGGUUCCCCCCGCCUUCACCCCCUCCAGCUGGACGUCACCUCUCAAGACCAACUGAAGACCGCCGUUAUAAACGUCAAGAAGCUCAUCCCUGAGGGAGAGGAGCUAUGGGGCCUGGUGAACAACGCUGGCAUCUCUACCUUCGGCGAGGUGGAGUGGGUCCCGGACGCCACCUACAGGAAAGUACUAGAGGUGAACCUAUUGGGCACCGUCGCCGCCACCAAGACCUUCCUGCCUCUCAUCAGGAGAGCCAAAGUGAAAGAAGUAGCCAUGAAAGCAGCUACCUCUCAGGAAACAGCAAGGUGCACUAGGAAGCUGCCGGAGAUGAAAAGAUCAGUGGUAGCAGUAGGCAUUAACCACCGCACUAUACAGAGUGCCUUGAGACACUAG